AUGAGUAGUGUCAGAAUGAGGGUUCUGGCAGUUGCAUUAAUUUUGAUGGUAGUAUGCUGCUGUUGUAUGGCUUCAGAUAGGUGGAGCUUGGAGGCCCAAAUGCAUGGUAAAACCAAGCAACUUAGUAACCAGAAAAUCCCUGGAACAACCCACUUUGACGUCACUGAUGAUAAUCAUCACCAUUACAUCCCUCCCAAGGAUUUUGGUAAACCUUCCUCUGACCAAGAUGAUGCCACUGACGAUAAUGAUCAUCACUACGCUUCUAAUAUGGAUAAUAAUUAUGGCAAACCAGGAGGAUUGAUUAAAACGCACGGUUAA
Molecule: messenger RNA, 318 nt
Organism: Sphenostylis stenocarpa
Lineage: Eukaryota; Viridiplantae; Streptophyta; Magnoliopsida; Fabales; Fabaceae
Source: the annotation of a GenBank genome assembly